AUGAAUGAAGAUAAAAGACCUAUUGAGGGAUUGAUAACAACAAGAAAACGACAAUAUGAAUAUGAAUAUCCUGAUACUGUUAAACGUAGAGAAAUAGAAGAUAAUAAAUCAAUAUUAUCAUCAUUAGAGCAUACAAACAUACGAUUUGAUUUUGUUGAGAAUAAUUCUAUUGGAAAUGACAAUGUAUCAUGUUUAUUGGAAAAAUUAACUACAAUCAAGCAACAACUUAACGAUGUUAAAUCAUUACUUUCUGAUAAAGAUAUUAUCGAUUGGAACAGACAUACUGCUCAUAUGAAUACUGCUUCGACUAUUGUACCAUAUUUACGUGAAAAAUUAAAUAUUGAAAUUGGUACACAAGCAUGGGCAAAAAUGUAUGAAAUUUUAGCAAAUUUUGAUUUAAUUAAUUGUGAAAAUAAUCAAAAAUGGAUAACACUUCAUUUAUGUGAAGCACCUGGUGCAUUUAUUUCUGCUCUUAAUCAUUUUCUUGUUACUCAUGAAAAAACUCAAAAUAUCGAAUGGCAAUGGUUUGCUCAAACUUUAAAUCCUUAUUAUGAACAUGAUGAAUCAACGGUAGCAAUGCUUAUUGAUGAUGAUCGUCUUAUAUAUCAUACAAUUGAUGAAAAUCAUUGGGAUUUUGGAAGUGAUAAUAGUGGCAAUAUAAUGAAUCAAGAAAACAUUAAUCAUUAUAUUUCACGUUUUCAAUCCAUGGAGAUUCGUUUGAUAACAGCUGAUGGUAGUUUUGAUGUACAAAAUAAUCCAGGUGAACAAGAACUUCUUGUUUAUCCAUUAUUAAAAACUGAAGUUUAUAUUGCAUUAUCAUGUUUAAUGACACAUGGAAAUUUUAUUUUAAAAUUAUUUACUAUAUUUGAACAAGUAACAAUUGAUUUAAUUUAUUUACUCUAUCAAACAUUUCGUCAGAUAUCAAUGUUUAAACCACAAACAAGUAAAAAAGGAAAUUCUGAAAUAUAUGUCAUAUGUAUGGAUUUCAAUCAUGAUAAAUUUAAAAAUUCUUUUUCUGAUAAUCAUCAAUUAAAUUUUCAAUCAUAUUCAUUAUCAUUUCUUAAUCAACUUCUUGAAUGUUCACAAUUAUUUCAAUUCCAUCAAAUCAAUACAAUAAAACAUAAUCUUAAUUAUUUUCAUAAUCGAUAUCGACGAUUUAAUAAAAAAUUAAAUAAAAUAAAAAAUCAUAUACUUAAUACAUAUGUUGAUCAAUGUCAAAUUCGACAAUUAUUAUCAAAUGAUCGACAUUUAUUAAAAACAAAUUUAAAAUCUGAACAUAUUCAUUCAUACAAUCAUCGUAUAACUCGUACAGGUACAUUUAAUAAUCAACAUCAAAUUGAUGUUGAUACAAUUCAAAAUCAAAUUCGAAAUGGAUUUUUUUGUUUAAUAUGUUCAAAUAAUAAAAUCAAUGAUUUAUGUCAGACAUGUCAAAUAUUAUCUCAAAUAAUAAUCGAUCAAUAUAUAUCAAUUUCUCAUAUUUAUAUUGGUCAAUUAAUUGCUAAUAAAUUAAUAGUUAUUGAUUGUAUAUUUGGUAAAAAAUCGCAAAAUAUUCGAAAUUCAUGUUUUUGUAAUAGAUAUUUACUUGAAUUAUGUAGUAACAUUGAUAUUAAUACAGUUUUAUUAAAUGAAAAUGUAAUCGAUCUACAAUCGAUACGAAAUGUAUCAUCAAUAGAAAUUUCAAAUGAACAAUUUGAACAACUUCAACGAUUUGCUCGUGAUUAUCAAAUAAAUUUACAAUCCCAAAAUGGUGUUUAUUAUGUACAAUCAGCACCUAUUCUUACUCGUUUACAAGCAUCAGUUAUUUAUGUACUGACUCGUACAUUUGAACAAACAUCAGUUUAUGUUAUUCCAUCGUCAUCUCCAUAUUUACUAUUUGUUUUUGAAACAUUUCAAAAAACAAUAAAUCAUGAAUAUGAAACCAUAGAACAAAAUAUUGUAUCAUCAAAAAAUUCAACACUAUUACAAUUUGUUCAUAUUUAUCAAUUAUUAGAUCAACAUUUUGCUUUUAAUCUAAUACAAGCAAAUAAUAUAUGUUUACAAUUAAAAUAUGUCAAAUAA
Rotaria sp. Silwood1 is the source of this 2058-nucleotide messenger RNA. The record is from the annotation of a GenBank genome assembly. Lineage: Eukaryota; Metazoa; Rotifera; Eurotatoria; Philodinida; Philodinidae.